CAACGACCUUUUCCUUGCUCUCGUCUUGCCCUCCAUCACCACAUCUCUCGCCCAGAGCUGGUUUUUGGGAGCUCCUUUGAGACCCCGAAUCAUAGCUUAGCUCAUUCAUGUCCUGCUACUUUCUUGUUCAUUGCCACAAAUUCCACCAAAAAUCACCUUCUCACUGGUCGGCCUACCCUCACUCGGUGAACUAAAGCAGCCUUCCAACUACACUGCAAUACAAUCGAUCGAAAGCCUGCACCUGGAUAGAGCUUCUAGUUCAGCAAGCCAUCCUAAACACCAUCUCUCCGCACCUCCGGAAAAAUGCCAGAACGCCCUCCUCCCAAUCCUGUCCCACAAAGCUCGAUACCAGGUUACCGGCCCGCUCCAUAUUUCACACGUGGCAAUAAGUGGCUGUUAGCCAGCUUUUUCUUCAUCCCCACCAUUAGCUACAUCUGGCUAAAGCGACUGGAAGCAAAAUCGAGGCAAGAGAACAAGAUCAUGGAAGAGGAAGGUCGAAAGAAUUGGAUUCAAACUGAACGCCAGCGUCUGGCGAGUAAAGACUUGAGCGUCACCGUUGGAAGGAGUGGCGGUGGUGUAUGAUGUUAUCCACGCAGUUGUAAAAACUAUCACUCUGCCAUGUCGCUGUGGACCCGAACCAAUCUGCCGAUAUAAUCUCACAUCCACAACUUCUACGAGGUCGGUCAUGUCAGAUUGAAGUACAAUAUUGACCCUUCCGAUGACCCUCACGAACCAAACGGACUGAGUACUGCCAUGGACUUCUGACAACAGCUAGUCCGUCGCGCCCGCGCCGAUACGCUCUGUAAAGUCUCUGUGUCGCAGCACCCCCUCAAGCCUGAUCUUGGGAGGUACAAAGACGACGAAUUCGACUCUCAAUGAAGAUAGCGAUCACGAAACAGACCGUGACUUCUUCCCUCGGCCUCCAAUACUCCAAAGUUUGUUAUUGGUUGAGAUGCCACUCCAUAUGAACCUCAUCUAGCCGCCCAGCAUCACGGGGGCUGUGAACUCGGAAGCGGCCCUGUUCCAGAUAGCUUGGCCAAGUCGGUAGGCCGAGGAUAACCCCGACGAAGCGCGAUUUGACCGGAAGCCACUUGCUCUCAGGGCAUCUCGCUCUUGUCUCAUUAUUUGCUGACACAACCACUUCCGAGAAGAUGCCGGAUUCCGCUGUACCACAUCAUCCGCCAAUAUGAGCCACAACAUGCAGGCCAAUGUCGGGCGUGGAAGGCGGUCUUCUAGGCACAUUGUGCAAGGCCAACUAAGGACGGUAUCAGAACGAGCCAAGCAAGGCCCAUGGCAGUCCUCUGCCCUCCAAACUAUGGCAUUCCUUAGUUUCAAGUACUAAUCUUGCCAAACAUUGUUUACCUAUCGACAUACCCAUACGGGUAUUCUCUACUCUGCUCAUCACAACAUCAAUUACUCAAAUAUUCUCCACGUCACCCUCUGCGUUCUCCUCGUAAUCACUCACGACCACAAUCACCCACAUUCCGAGAAGAAGGACCGACCAGCAGAGCUCACCAUUUUCACAUCUCGUACCUUCAUAAUUACAAAUCUGCCAUCAUCACUGCCGUCGGCAUCAUUCAAAGGACCGUAAAGAAUCAAAAG
Exophiala mesophila is the source of this 1602-nucleotide messenger RNA. RefSeq lists its product as uncharacterized. The transcript has 2 exons. Bases 304 to 582 code for a protein of 92 amino acids. The record is from RefSeq and is a predicted model, not a curated record. NCBI's taxonomy places the organism in Eukaryota, Fungi, Ascomycota, Eurotiomycetes, Chaetothyriales, Herpotrichiellaceae.